UGCUGUAAGAUGACUCUGACGCUGAAUGAGCAAGCAGGCUGCUGCUGUACAGAUCAGACGUCUGGGGCGUAGGCUACAGGAAAGAGCCCCACUCUGGUGAACGAGCAUUUUCUUUAUGAACUUUUAAAACAUUAUAAAAUAAUGAGUCGAGUAACGGGGACGUCCACCCAGGACACGCUCAUUGAAAUGAGCGAGACCGCGUCACAAGGUGGUGAGGAAAACAACGGUUACUUUCCCAAUUCAGAGAGUGUGUCACUUCAGCCAACCGAUGCUAAGGUGGAUAAACAUCAUCAGAGUAAAGACUCUAUAUACUUCCGAGAUGGCGUCCGGCAGAUAGAUUUUGUUCUCUCUUAUAUCGAUGAGAAAGACGGAGAAAGAAAACAGGAAAGAAGGAAACAGUAUGAAGCUAACCUGCAGAAGGCGGGGCUAGAGCUGGAGCUUGAAGACAAAUCGGAAUCUGAAGAUGGGAAGACUUAUUUUCUAAAGAUUCAUGUCCCAUGGGAGGUGUUGGCAACCUACGCUGAUGUUUUAAAGAUAAAAGUGCCUUUCAAAGUCAAUGACAUCCCUGAAAGCCGUGAGAUUCCUGUCUCCUGGCUGUUCACACCAUUCCGCCUGCCUGAUUCAGUCAUGAACCCUGAACCAGACUACUUCACCGCCCCCUUUGACAAGAGCAAGAUCGAUUUCUUCCUCAUUGAAAAUAAAAAUACCCUCUUCCCAAACUCCACACGCAACAGGAUAGUAUAUUACAUCCUCUCCCGUUGCCCUUACAAUAAAGACGACAAACUCAACAAGGACAAGAGAGGCAUCAAGCGGCUGCUUAACAACGGAACGUACACAUCAGCCUUCCCUGUGCAUGAUUGCAGAUACUGGAAAAGGUCUGGAGACCCUAACUGUGAGAAUGAGCGGUAUAACCUGUACCAAUACUGGGCUCGUUUCCUUCGCUUCUACAAGGAGCAGCCACUCAAUCUUAUACGGAGAUACUAUGGGGAGAAGAUUGGGAUCUAUUUUGCUUGGCUGGGCUUCUACACUGAAAUGCUGUUCUAUGCUGCUCUGGUUGGACUUAUCUGCUUUAUUUAUGGACUGGCGACCUAUGAUAAAGAAGUCUGGACUAAAGAAAUCUGUGAUGACAAAAUUGGUGGAGAGAUAAUCAUGUGCCCUCUCUGUGAUAAGAAAUGUGGCUAUUGGAAACUUAACAGUACCUGCAACUCCACGUGGCAAUCGCAUCUCUUUGACAAUACAGCAACAGUGUUUUUCGCUAUAUUUAUGGGUAUCUGGGUGACUCUGUUCCUGGAGUUUUGGAAGCGGAGACAAGCCAGGCUGGAGUACGAGUGGGACCUGGUGGACUUUGAGGAGGAGCAGCAACGGCUGCAACUUAGGCCUGAGUAUGAGACCAAAUGCACCAGUCGGCGUGUUAAUCGUGUCACACAGGAGAUGGAACCUUACUUUCCCGUAACAAGCAAAUGUGCUCGCAACUGCUUGUCCGGGGCCACCGUCUUGUUCUGGAUCUCACUAAUCAUAGCAAGUAUAAUCGGGGUGAUAGCAUAUCGGCUGGCUGUGUUUGCUGCUCUUGCUAGCAUUAUGAAAGACAGCCCGACCAAUAAGCUGGAAGUGGUGGGCUCACUUAUCACCCCACAGCUGGCCACAUCUGUCACAGCUUCUUGCAUCAACUUCGUGAUUAUCAUGAUACUUAACUUCCUGUAUGAGCGUGUGGCCAUAUGGAUUACAGACAUGGAAGUCCCAAAAACACAUCUUGAGUAUGAAAACAAACUGACCAUCAAGAUGUUCCUCUUCCAGUUUGUUAACUACUAUUCCUCCUGCUUCUACGUGGCCUUCUUUAAAGGAAAGUUUGUGGGCUACCCUGGCAAAUACGCAUAUAUGUUCAAUGAGUGGAGCGGGUUGAGGAAUGAAGAGUGUGACCCCGGUGGUUGUUUGAUUGAGCUGACGACUCAGCUUGUGAUAGUGAUGGCUGGUAAACAAGUAUGGGGAAAUAUCCAGGAGGCUUUACUUCCCUGGUUGCAGAACUGGUGGAGCAGCAGGAGUGCUCGCAGCCACCCGGAGAGUCUGUACAGCCGCUGGGAGCAGGAUUAUGAUCUGCAGAACUUCAGUCAAUUUGGUCUAUUCUAUGAGUAUCUGGAAAUGGUGAUCCAGUUUGGUUUUAUUACAUUGUUUGUGGCCUCCUUUCCAUUGGCUCCUCUCUUGGCUCUGAUCAAUAAUAUUCUUGAGGUGCGUGUGGAUUCAUGGAAGUUAACCACUCAGUUCCGCAGACCUGUAGCAGCUAAAGCUCACAGCAUCGGUGCCUGGGAAGAGAUCCUGAAUAUGAUUGCCGUCUUAUCCGUAGUAACUAAUGCAUUUAUUGUGGCCUUUACUUCUGAUAUGAUUCCUCGGCUGGUGUAUCUAUACGCAUAUCAUCCAGGCAAUGAACAGAGUAUGCAUGGCUACAUCAGCAAUAGUCUAUCCAUCUUCAACAUCUCGCAGAUCCCACUUAAAAACAGACCUGACGAUAAUGAGAAUCCUGCCUGGUUCAACAGCUCUGUGAUUUUCACUUGCAGGUACCGAGAUUACCGUUACCCCCCAGGCCAUGAGUUUGAGUACUCCCACAACAUGCAGUUCUGGCAUAUCCUGGCAGCCAAAAUGGCUUUUAUUAUUAUUAUGGAGCAUGUUGUGUAUGUGGUGAAGUUCUUUGUGGCAUGGCUGAUUCCGGAUGUGCCGUCUGAUGUAAAGGCUCGUAUAAAGCGGGAGCGCUACCUAGUCCAGGAGUACCUGCACAACUAUGAGGUGGAGAAGCUCAAAGUGCAGCUGGCUCAGAACGGAAAUGGAGGCCAGUGCAUCUGCCCUGAAAUAACUGCAACUGCGAAACAUGAGGUGCUGUCUGAAUGCUUAACUUAGCCUGAGCCACAUCCCAGUUUCCCUCACAGCAAACUCAUUAAAAAGUUAUUAGCCACUUACCUCACUCUUGGCAACAAACUCUUCCAGCUCUUAAUUAGGAUCAGCUCCAUUCUGCUUGUAUUCAUUUGGACAUCAAGAUCCUAUAGCAGGUUCUAAAUUAGCUCUCUUACUCUAAGAAGGUUGAUACACAAAAUGUGGCAAUUUUAUUCUGUGAACCAUGAAGCUGGCCAUGUUUUUCUUACAUUAUAUGCUGUUGCCUCUUUCCUCACUCGGUUUAAAUUCAUUUUUAAUUUCAUUUUGAAAUGACAUUUUUAUUUUCGUAUGAGAGAUUUGUUUCUGUUUAAAUUCACAUACAGGACUGUAAACCGUCUUAUGCAUCCAAAGACAAAAUGCCUUAAUAACACCCCUGUCCUAGUGUGCACUACUCUUUCUUUUUUCUUCUGCCUUCUGAUAAGAUAGGACUAAGGAACUCCAUGGUCUAUGAAGAUAGAAAUUUAAAAUAGAAAAAAAAAUCUAUUGUAUAAAAUUUAGUUUUUAUUUAUUCCAAAUUUUAGUCUGAUUUACUCUCACCAUCUGUAUGUUUUAUAUUUUGCUAUUUUGCCUUCAAUAUCACAAAAAAACUCUAGUUUCAAAUUAGAUGUCAAAGCACUAAACAUCACCUGGUAUAUUCACCAUUCAACCACCAUGCAGUUAUCAUACUUCUAUGCAAGUCAAAUUAGUAUGCAACUUCUCAAGACUGUCAGAAAACCUUUAAGUGCUUAUAUGCCAAUAUGCACCAUAUGUUCUGUAAUGUUUCUGCAGUCAGCUGAUGUCACCAAAGCAGUCAGUGAUAGCUGAAGGCAAUCAGUGUGUCUUAUAAGCCAAAUUCUGUCAGUCAAUGCCUGCUAUUUAAAACUGAAGUGUUAGGAUAAUGAAGAGUAAGUGACUUUUAAUGCAUGACUGAAAGAGCAGACUUGGCCAUGCUAAUGGCUUUUAAUGUGCCUUUAUUUAUCUAUAUGUUUAUUCCUGUGAAAAAAAUGUCCGGCUGUAGCUGUGGGGACACUGUAAUUUUGUUUGUUCCAUUUUUUGUUCAUUUUAUAGGUGAGGAAAUGUUUUGAGUUUUUGCACAGAGCACUUACUGAAGGAAUCUGUACGAGAUUAUCGUAUUUACACUACAGUAUCAGUGUUGUUCUAAUUAAGUUGGUGUCUGAUAGAUUAGAUCAUGUGAAUCAAUGUAAAUGCUUUGACAACUACACCUUGCAUUGCAGCACAAUAAAUUCAACAUUUGUGCUAAGAGUAAAGAUUUUCUUUUUAUUAACAAAAACAGAUGAUGAUGAUUGCCAGUACACUUCCUUUGCAAUAUACAGUACAUAUACAGAGACAAAUAAUCAUGUAUCCUGUUCUAGUUUUGCUAUUUUUGAAUUCAUGACAUGAUUUCUGAAGAUGUAACUAUUUAUAUGGUGGUCUUCUUUUUAUUUUUAUUAUUAGCUUUUUUAGUUUGCCAUUAUUUGUUAUUGAAUUAUGACUGUCAGGACCUUUAAUGCAGGAAGCAGCUAAACUAUGGCACCAAAGCUAUGCUUUUCUAUCACUAUGCAGGCUUUAACUUUAAAUUGUCUGAUUUCAAUAAAUAUUCUGUAUCACAAAAAAGUCACAUUCUAAUCCGUUUUGUUGUUAUUUGAUCAUAGUUUAUCUUUUUUGACUGACAGCUUGAGAUUAUUUUAGAGCAUCACAUGUAUCAUGUACUGCAUAGAUUAUAUAAUGCUGGUUCUGAAGCAGUUAUCAAAAUGUUAUUGGUUCUGCAUAAAUGAAUGAAUAUUGUUUUAAAUAAAACACAAAUUACAUUUUCAGUACUU
Molecule: messenger RNA, 4718 nt
Organism: Tachysurus vachellii
Lineage: Eukaryota; Metazoa; Chordata; Actinopteri; Siluriformes; Bagridae
Gene: ano5a
Product: anoctamin 5a
Exons: 20
Coding region: 142-2886 (914 amino acids)
Biological process (GO): chloride transmembrane transport
Cellular component (GO): plasma membrane
Molecular function (GO): protein dimerization activity; chloride channel activity
Source: RefSeq, a predicted model, not a curated record